Rhodotorula toruloides NP11 is the source of this 3273-nucleotide messenger RNA. Its product is annotated as gram domain protein. The transcript is spliced from 6 exons. Gene Ontology annotation, molecular function: sterol transfer activity; sterol binding. Lineage: Eukaryota; Fungi; Basidiomycota; Microbotryomycetes; Sporidiobolales; Sporidiobolaceae. Gene Ontology annotation, cellular component: plasma membrane; endoplasmic reticulum membrane; cortical endoplasmic reticulum. The record is from RefSeq and is a predicted model, not a curated record. Gene Ontology annotation, biological process: intracellular sterol transport. The coding region runs from base 1 to 3273 and encodes 1090 amino acids.
AUGCUCUCGCGGCUCAAGCGACGUGCGCCGUCCACCUCGCUCGCAGACCCGCCGCUCGACGACCCUCCCUCGCCUCCCGCAGCGAGCGACACCGCCUCACACAACGACACCACGCUCAGCUCGCCCUCGCCAGCGGGCAAGAGCACCCAGCGCAGCUUCACGACGCCCGUCAAGGGACAGGCGGACCGCGACUCGGGCAGGACGCUGUCGCCGGCGAGGGCGUACGGGACUGGCGCAGUCGGUGCGGGGAGGGCGUCGAGGAGCUCGUCGUUCGGGUCGUUCCAGGGCGAGCGAAGGACAAUCAACUUGUCGUCGCCGGGAGAGCUCGGCAACAGCGGCGGGCGCGUCGACGAUAUCGGGCACGGCAGCCUCACCCUCGACCACCUCGCUCUUCCAGACGGAUCCUCUGCACCGCUCACACUCGUCGUCCAGGCGCCCGAACUCCUGACCCAUGUGGAACAACAAGUUUCGGAUGGCGAUGCGCCCACACCGACGGGCGAUGGACCCGACCAGCGUACUCCUCUCGCAGCUCCGACCACGCUUUUCCCGCCCGCAGCGACCGGCGCAACUUCGUCUUCAGGCUCUGGUCUUGGCCCUGUCGUCCCCCACAACCGUCCGCGUUCUCACACGACAUCAGAAGCCCCUCCACCCGGAUGCAGCACUCGUGCAAAUGGCCUCGACGCCCUCGCCAAGAUCAACAACUCGACUCUCUCGCCGCACUCCGAAUCUCCGACGAAGCAGCUCCGCACAUCCUCUCCUCCCUCAUCGUCUCGCCCCCAGUCACGCGCAGCGAGUCGACCCCUUUCGCGCAGCUCGUCGAUCAACUCGCAGCAGCAGCCUGACAACCUCUCGCUUCGUCCGCCUGGAAGCGUCUCGCCUGCUCGAGGGCGCAAGGGCACCAUGUCGAAGAACGGCAUUGCGGGCGCUCUCGCACUGUCGGGUGUUGCGCUCGCCUCGCCAAGCCAGAGCUUGCGGCAUCCUAAUGUGCUGGCUCCGCUCGCGGCAGUUGGCAACGGGGCCAGCGCCCCGGUCUCUCCCGGCACUGCUUCGUCGUCAACGGAGGAAAGGCCCGCCAAUCCUGCAGACGCGCCAGCUUCCGCACGCGACUCGCUCGACAACCAUACCUCGCCUGCCGCCUCGGUAAUAGAUCAUGGGCACUCGUCGCCAGGCGAGGCGCUUGUUGGCGUACCUCUCGCCACGACGUACUCGCGCGACCAGCCCUCGAUGUACGAUGGUGCGCUCGGAGUCGGCUCGACGCUUGGAGACCACCUGAGCGGGUUCCUCUCGAUGGACCAGCUCGGCGACUUUGACGACGUCGUUAGCAUGCUGGGGACGGGCUAUGCGGUUGCGAGUAGUAAGCGGAAUGCGGACUUCCAUGCGCUGUUCAAGCAUAUCCCAGAGGACGAUUACUUGAUCGAGGACUACGGCUGCGCCCUGCAGCGCGAGAUCCUCAUUCAAGGUCGACUCUACAUUUCCGAGCACCACCUCUCCUUCUAUGCCAACAUCUUUGGCUGGGUCACCUCGCUUACCAUCCCGUUCUCUGAGGUCUGCUCGAUUGAGAAGCGCAUGACCGCCUACGUGAUCCCCAACGCCAUUCAGAUCGCUACGAUGCACGCACGUCACACCUUCGCCUCGUUUCUCUCGCGCGACACGACGUACGACCUAAUCGGCAACAUCUGGCGAAUGUUCCACCCAGUCGUCCCCAUGUCCGCCGCCCUCCCCGACACGCUCUCGACAAGCGGAAACUCGCAUGCUGCGGGCGAGUCGGAAGACGAGGAGGCUGCUGCUACUCAGGAUGCUCAGUCGAGUCCUGCGGUGGAGGGAAAAAAGGAGCGCGCGAAGAAGAGGCUGAAGGGCUUCAGGAGACCGAGGGGCGGGACGGGCGAGUCGACUGGCUCGACGAACAAGUCUGUCGACUUUGCGCUUCCCGUCGACGAGGGGUCUGCCGAGUCGAAGGGCGAAGGCGAAGCGGGCGAGGGCAAGAAGAAGGGCAAGAAGGGCGCGGUGCCGGCUCAUCCACCCACGGUCGAUACGUGCCCGACGCUCAAGAACCUCAAGGAGGUCUGCAUGGACACGACGUUCCCUGGCGCGCCCGAGAAGAUCUACAACUUGAUGUUCACGAGCGGGUUCAUGAAGGACUUCUGGGCCGAGAACCAAAAGCUCACCGAGAUUCAAAUCGGCGACUGGGCGCCGCAAGCCUCCGGCUCGAACCUCCUCGCGCGCUCCAUGUCGUACAUCAAGCCCCUGAACGGCUCGAUCGGGCCCAAGUCGACCAAGUGCCUCAUCACCGACGAGUCUGCGCACGUCGACUUUGACGACUACGUUUGCGUCGUCACGACCACUCGGACGCCGGACGUCCCGAGCGGCAGUGCGUUCGCGGUCAAGACGAGGACGAGCAUGACGUGGGCCAAGAACAACCACUGUAGGGUUGUUGUUACGACAGGCGUCGAGUGGUCCAAGAGCAGCUUCAUCAAGGGAAUCAUUGAAAAGUCGGCGAUCGACGGGCAGAAGCAAUACCACACCGACCUCGAAAAGGCCAUGCGGGCCUACAUCCAUUCUCACCGGAACGAGUUUGUCGAAGAAGGCCAAGAUCCAGACGCGGCGUCCUCCGCCUCGGAAGACGAAGGUGGCUCGAUCGACGGGUCUGUCGCGGGACUGGACAUGGUUUCCCAAGCGCAGGCGGAGGACGCAGCGGCCAAGGCGGCGCCGAACGGCGUGUUAGGGACGGUUUGGUGCACGCUCGAACCGGCGGUCGAGACGCUCGCGAACCAGAGCGCUGCUUCACUCGCGCUCGGGGCGGUCGUCGUCGUCCUCGUAUUGUCGAACUUGUGGACCCUCCGAAGCGCGGGCGGAGCGAGGGACGGGGACUUGCAUCCUGCUGAGCGGGUUAGGAGGCGGAACGCAGCGGGUUUCGCGGGCGGGACGGAGCAGACUGUGGCGGGAGCGGGCGCGGGAGGGGGUGGGGACAGGACGCCGCAGGAGGUCGCAAUGGCCGUCCGGGACGUCCUCCAGGAUUACUUUGCGGUCCAGCAUGGGAUCGGUCUUCCUGCAACGGCGAGGGAGCGUCAAGCUGCGACGACGCAGGCUGAGAAUGCGGGUAAGGGCAAGGGGAAGGAGGAGAUGGAGGAGGAGGUGAGGGAUAUCGAGCUUGUGUUAGAUCGGCUGGAGGAGCGGAUCGGGCGGUUGAGGAGCGAGUUGCGCGAGGCGGCGGCGAGCGGGACGGGCGCGCAGGCGCAGAAGGAGACGACCGAGGCGCUGGGCGACCUUGACUGA